Messenger RNA from Phymastichus coffea, 6816 nucleotides. RefSeq names its product C-Maf-inducing protein-like. The coding region runs from base 759 to 4100 and encodes 1113 amino acids. The record is from RefSeq and is a predicted model, not a curated record. The transcript has 9 exons. Lineage: Eukaryota; Metazoa; Arthropoda; Insecta; Hymenoptera; Eulophidae.
GCGCUCGCUCGCGUUUAUUAUCGUGCGCCAAGUCAGUAGCCGCAGUUGCGCGCUCGCCGCCACAGGCAUCGCACCGUCGCCGGCGCCCUCGCUCUCCGCCCCCCUCCUCUCUUUCGCUCUCUCUCACUCACUCUCUCUCUCACACUCUCUUCCCCGCGACACACACGCACGUACAGUUGGCUCUCCGCGGCGCACGGACUCUUUCUCUCCCGUCACGACGAUUUGCGCGAGUGUGCUUGUGUGCCGACAUGGAGCAGAGGAGGCCCUCCUAGCAGGCGACCCGCGGGCCAAGAGGACGAUCGGAAGAAGGCCAGCAGCGGCGAGUGUCGUCGAGUGAGCACUGUGUUCGCGUUCGCAGAACUAGCAGCAGUCGAAAGUCGGGCCAACGAGUGCGAGGGAAAAUGAAUGUGCAAGCGAGUGCCCCCGCGACGAGGAACCAGUUCGGCCUGCGCCCGAUGCCCAAGUCGCGUCUAAAGCUCCGUCGUCAGGUGUUUAGGCGUCGCGAUCAGCUGUGAAUCGGCCGACAGCAGUAACGGCGGCGACGGCGGCGGCGGCAGCAGCAGCAGCAGCAGCAGCAGCAGCAGCAGCGCACCACCACCAAUACCACAGCUCGUUCAUUGGCUGGCCGAUCGAUCGCUCUCGGGCAGCAGCCUCUUCUGCCGCCUCUCCCUCUCCGCGUGCGGCGCGCGCUCGCCUCGCGCCCCGUGCUCGUCGCCCGUUUGUUGACGUGCAGUGUCGAUGCUCCGCGAGGCGUAGGCAUGUACUGCUUCCAGAAUCCGUUCUCGCGCGCGACGCGCAGCGUCGUCAGCAAUCCCCUCGGCGGUAAAUGUUCCGAGUCGAGCAACAAGCAGCAGUCGCAGGCGUCGCAGGCGUCGCAGCAGCAGCAGCAGCAGCGACGCGCGUCCGAGGCGACGAGCGAGGGCUCCGGCUCGUCGUCCAUCCGCUACAUCGACCAGCUGUCCGGCGCGAGCAGCACCGACACGCUGCCGGGCGUCCGCAGUGACUACCUGGACCACGAGCUGCUCUCGCCGGGCCUCGCCUCGCCCACGAUCGUGUUCACCAGCGACGAAAGGACGAGCACGACCAUCACCACGACCGCGCCGUCGCUGGACCUCGACGAGCCGGACGCGCCCCGGGACGAACCCAGCCCGCGGGCGACGGCCCCGGACGGCGGCGGCGCCAGCAGGUCGGCCGGGCGCUGGCGGCGCAAGCUCCUCCUGCGGCUCCGCUCCAGCGACUCGUCCAACUCGAGCAACGGCGACGCGGCCAGCUCGGCCUCCGCCUCGCCCUCGCCCGCCAGCGACUCGUCCUGCUCGCGCAACCUGCAGGCGGCGACCGGUGGGCUCCAGGCGGUGCCGAGCGCCAACUCGCUGUCGCCGAAGCGCGCGCUCGUGCGCCACCGCUCCGCCGGCUCGACGAGCAUGCUACUGCGCGGCCUCGAGGGCGGCUUCAGCGACGAAGACGACGACGACGACGACGACGACGACGACGACGAGGAGGGGGACAGCAGCACGUGCGCGCUCGAGCCCGAGACCGAGCCCGAGGACGCCUCCUCGAUGCCGUCCAGCCCUGCGGCCCCGGCCACCGUGGGCCUGGCCAGCGCCUCGGGCGGCCCGGUGCCGUACUACGGCUUCCUCUCGGUCGGCAGCGGCGGCGGCGGCGGCCUCGCGCGCCAGGAGAGCACCAGCACGAGCUCGCCGCAGCUGUCCACGCAGCUGCACGAGCGCGGCUCGCCCGUGCUCGAGCUCGGGCCCGGCGCGCUCAAGGAGGACAAGCGCGCCGGCAGCAACGAGACCGUCUGCGCCAAGGCGCACCUCAAGCCCGAGGCGGGCAGCCUCGAGGCGGCCGGCUGCCUGCCGGUGGCGCGCUCCUGCCCGAACCUCGAGCGCCAGAGCGCGGGCUGCUCGAGCGCGAGCGGCUCCUCGAGCCCCAGCCCCUCGCCGGGCCCCGCGGGCCCGCGCUUCAAGCCCAUCGAGGAGGGCGACAUCCAGGUCUGCUACCUCAACCACACCAGGACCCUCGUCAGCAAGAUACUCUCCAGCAGGUUCCUGCGCCGCUGGGAGACGCACCACCUCUACCUCAACGACGCCUGCCUCUCCUCCAAGACCCUGACUGGGUUCCUGCAGCAGCCGGUGCCAUACAGCAGCAUGACGGAAGUUUACGCGGUAGCCAGAUGGGACCCGACCUACAAAUACUGCCUAAGAAUCGUCCUACCUGACGGAUCGUUGUUACUCCAAGCCAGCAACGCUUAUACGCGCGACCAGUGGUAUCACUCUAUUCUGUGGAAGAAAAGCAUCUUCAAGUACCAGCACCAGGUGUCGAACGCGACCAAGGAGGAGGUCGUAUUGAGAGAGUUGAAAGCCCUGGUCGACUUUGCCCUGUGGACACCGCUGCAGGACGAGCGAGUGACGGGCGCGCCACUGGAGGUGGUGGCGAAGCUGCUGGAGGAGCCGAGCCCGUACGAGAGGAGCGACGAGCCGAGCGGCCCGCUGAUCAUCUCGGAGCUGGCGGCGAGCGAGAACGACCUCGGCGGCCCCCCGAGGGACGAGGAGUCGCUCAACUCGGCGAACUCGGCGAACUCGGCGAACUCGGCGAACUCGGGGCGCAGCUGGGCCGAGGCGGUGCUGAACGUGGCGGCGCCGCUGCUGGAACGCGCGGCGCCACCGGCCGCGCUGGCCCGGGCGCUGGCCAAGCUCGCGCAGCGUCACCCGCGCUCGCCGCUGGUGCUAGCGCUGGCCCCGGCCAUCACCCGCUGCCUCAAGCACACGGUCGACUUUGGCAAGUCGCCGUACAUGCGCAAGUUACUCCAGGCAUUCAUCGCUGCUUUAUACGAGAACGUCGACGGCGAGCAGGCCGUCAGGGACUACAUCGCCUCGGUGCACGGUCCCGGCAGCGACUGUCCGCACCCGCGAAUCCUGCCGAAUCUCGUGGCCAUUUGCGUGGCUGCCAUAUUCUACAGAUUCGAAGUGAGCGCCGCCGCGGCAGCCGCCACCGCCGACGCCAAUGGCACGAGCAGCAGUAGCACUAACCUGCAGGAGGAGGUUGCAACACCUGCAGCACCUCCCACCAGCAGCACUAAAUUGGAGGAGGAGGUUGCAACGCCACCAACACCAUCCGCGUCACUGCCACCCCUCGGAUGUUAUCUUCUCGUGCUGAGCGUUGCGUCGGAGUACGCUGACUGGCGGCCCGGUUUGGGCGCGCUGCUGCAGCCGGUGCCCUUCCCGGAGGACGCGCUGGCGAACAAGGAAGUCCAGGAGUCGGUGCUCUCGUGCGUGAUGCGACGACUCGGCAAGGACCCCAGGUGCAGCGUGCACCGCGUGCUGCUGCCGGUCAGAGAGCCCAGGCCUGGCUGGAUACACAUCGCCGCGCCGUCCAGUCCCGCCUGUCCCGACGAGGGACAGCUCUUCGGCGAGAUGCUGACCACGCUGCUGGCCUGCUGCUGCCGGAGAAAGCGUUUCAUCGGCUCGCUGCUCAAGCAGACCGGCGGAGCUUGCGUCCUGCUGGGCGUGCGCGGCUGCGACGCGGCGCAGGAGGCGCUCUGUCUCAUGCUCGAGUGGCGCCUGCUGCCCAACGAGGAGGCCCGGCUGCAGGUCGUCUCGGCGCUGCAGUCCAGCGAGCCCGGCAAGAGGCGCUACGAGGCCCUGUGCCAGCGCCAGCGGAACCUGCAGGAGCUGCAAAAAGGAGGCCCGCGAAAGCUUACGCUACCAGUGCGCGCGACGGACGCCGACGUGGCUCUGCUGCUGGGUGGCGGCGCCGCUCUGGGUAACCUCGAGUGCCUCAGCUUGGCCUUCACCUCGGUCACCUCGGCGUGCGCCGAGCAGCUCAUCAAGCUACCCGCCCUCAGGUAUCUCAAUCUCUGGGCCACUCAGUUCGGCGACACCGGCCUCCAGCUCAUCAGCGAGCAUCUGCAGAAGCUCCAAGUGCUCAAUCUCUGCGAGACUCCGGUCUCCGACAAGGGAAUCUCCACGUUGACCUCCUUAACGAGCCUACGUAAGCUCAACCUGAACAGCACAAAGCUGUCGGCCUCCACGUUCGAGACGCUGAAAAAGAAUCUGCCGGCUCUGCAGGAAUUCGACGUGCGCUACACUGAAGCCUGGUGACCCGAGCACAAGCCUGAGGGCUGCACCCACUGGAACUGCUACUCUCGGGAAAACUCGCGCAAGUCCAAGUCCCAACAGCGUUGAAAUAGCGAGAUCACGAGAAUGAAUACCCGCUCGUUUUUUUCUCUGUCUCAAUAUAACUCUCUCUCUCUCCCUCUCUCUCUCUUUCUCUCUCUCUAUCUCUAUAUACACGUAUUAUAUACAUGUAAAUCUCUAUCUUUGUUCUGUCACUUUCCUCUUAAUCCGAUAUUGCCUUUUUCCACUCGUCGUCGUCGUCGUCGUCGUCGUCGUCGUCGUCGUCGUCGUCGUCGUCGUCGUCGUCGUCGUCCAGUCGUCAUCGGCGUCGAUGUCGAUCUGCGCGUCCAAAGUAUUUCGUGGCUGAGCCCAUAAAGCGCGUACUUCUCUCUCUCUCUCUCUCUCUCUCUCUCUCUCUCUCUCUCUCUCUCUCUCUCUCUGUCUCUCGCGCGCAGAAUUCGUUUUUUUUAAUUUAAAAUUAGUCGUAGGCCUUAGGAGACUUUUUUCUUUCUCUUCUUUUUGUAAAUGCGCGCGUCCUCGAUGCGAGUCUGUUACGUAACGCGCCAGUGCUUUUUCAACGGGCUUUUCUUUCUUAGCACUGUCCACGUGUUCGUCUUUCUUUUUUAGCGAUUGAUUUUUUGUACGAUGAUUUUUAUAAACGUUUGAUAAGGAGUCUAGCCGUUAGUCAUUAAUCCGCAUUGUUCUUUCAUCGACGAUGUGUACAGGUAUAGCAACUUUAUUACCAAUUUGAUUCGAUUUGUAAUCGCCUUUCUAUUGGCUUGCUUGUUGAUAUUGCUCGUUAUACAAAUAAAUCAUCAUUGCGAAGUCUCAUCCUAUUGGAGUAAUAAUGUCUUGGUUUUCGUGUGUCCUUGCGCCGCUGUUCACGCAUUUAAAGUUUAAACACAUGGAUUGUGUGCACGAUGGAUUUAUCUCGGCAGUUGGUGUUCGCAUUUUGUCUUUAUCAAUAAGAACGGCACUACUCGGUGAAAGUUUGCUCUGAAAGAUAUGUUACCUUUGUGGAAUGACUGACACACCGAAAUAUUUAAAUUUUAAUGUCACGCGAAUAAGUUAAGCGAGCGCAAACGGCAAGUUUCGCGCGACGAAGCAAAGUAUUUACUUGCUUACCGAUGGCAAUGCCGAACAAGAGGUUCUUUUCAAUUGUUAUAGAAUUUCCAAUCGAGUAAGUACUUUCUAAGACCUAAACACUGUGUUUCAUUGUCCUCCUGGUGCUGUUAAGAAUUUGGAACGUUGCGCGUACAAUAGGCUUACGGUUUUAUCGUAAAAAUCCGUGCUGCUUUCCAGUCAAAUUAUUUUUCUUUUCUAGAUAGCAAAGUCAAAAAUAAUCUGCUUUUCACUUGAAUCAGAUGUGUCAGUGGUGUCCCGGCACAGCCGGUCACGUUAGAUUUCCGUCAUUUCCAGACAACAGGCUCAAACAAGAAAUACUUAAACAGCUAGAGUUCAGCAACAACUCAAUUUUCAUUAAAUUUGAACUGAGCCGGUUCUGCCGGGACGCUACCAGAGUCAAUGAAAUAAUUACGAAAUAGUCAACAAUCGUCGUGUUUGAAAAAAGCUUUCCAUUUCUAGCGAGUAAAUAAAUAGAACAGACACUUCACUCAAUUUCUUUUCUAUACAUAUUAACAUAUGUCAUUUAAGACUUACAGAAUUGUUAUUUAACUUGUGUAUCGAAAUCAAAAGUUUUUUUCAAACAAGAAAAUCAAUAAAAAUAUCGACACGAGAAAUCGGUGAAAGUCUCCAGAGAAAAUGUGACGCCCAGAGAAUAAUGAACGACGUCAUUGUGUCUGUGUGAAUGCAUAUUUUAUUCGGUAAUAAUGCAAACAAAAUAAAUAUGUAAUUAUGAAAAAGAAAAAAAUACAUGGAAGAGACUGAAAACGGUAAGAAAUUAACUUCCGUCUUUAAUAAAAAAUAUUGUUUUAUUAUUACUGGAUUUUAACACAAUACAAAUUGCUAUAUAAUUCUUGUCAUGAUAUGUUAUUAAUACAAUAUAGUAGAUGUAGGCACAUCAACAUCUUCAUCAGACCUGAUGCAUUUGUCUAUCUAAGUUAUACAACAAUUAUUUAUACAAAUACACUUGGUUGUCUGUACUAAAGUUCGGAAUUAAUUUUAAUGCCAUUUCCAGUCCCAUACACGUAACAGCCGAUCUCGUGUGAGAAAAUGAGAAAAAAAGCUUUAACUCGACCGACUGCCUAAAUACAAAAACAAACAAACAAAAACAUAUAUAAAUAUAUAAAAUAUAUCUAUAUUUAUCGUGAUGUAAGUGUGAACACUGCCAGGCACCCUCGUUGAAAUUACAAGACGACUGGCUCGUCUUAUCCAAAGGUGCACCGACGAUUUUCCGAUCUUGUGCAGUCGCAUUAAUGUGGACGUUAGUGCAAGCAUCCUAAUUCAAGACAAAAACGAUACAAGAAAAUAUUUCGAUUAUACAAAUCGAUAUUAGUGUACAUAGUUAAGCGCAAAAAUACAAAUGUUACCAUUAAUUAUUUAUUUCCGGUAGAUUGUUUAUACGUACAUAUAUACAUACAUAUGUAUGCAUGUAUGUACGUAUAAAACAAUAUUAUAUUAUUCAUCGCUCAAGUUGGUUAGAAGAAAAGAAAUUGAACAAAAAUUCCAAUUAUAUGAGAAAAUGAAAUGAACGAAAAUGAGAAAAUGAGAAAAUAAAAAUGUAGCAUCAAGCAAAAAACGU